Molecule: messenger RNA, 1761 nt
Organism: Rattus norvegicus (Norway rat)
Lineage: Eukaryota; Metazoa; Chordata; Mammalia; Rodentia; Muridae
Gene: Cyp2d4
Product: cytochrome P450, family 2, subfamily d, polypeptide 4
Exons: 10
Coding region: 189-1691 (500 amino acids)
Cellular component (GO): endoplasmic reticulum membrane; cytoplasm
Molecular function (GO): oxidoreductase activity, acting on paired donors, with incorporation or reduction of molecular oxygen, reduced flavin or flavoprotein as one donor, and incorporation of one atom of oxygen; monooxygenase activity; heme binding
Source: RefSeq, marked provisional
CUGCUCCUCACAGCUCCCCCUCCACCUCUGAGUGGAUCCUCCUCUGAGUUUCUCUUCUUCCUCAGAGCUCCUCCUCCUCCCGGUCCUGCAAGGCUCCAGACUUCUCGACUUGGUUUCAGAAAGCACCGGUGGCUGUAGUCGGGAUUGAGAGGUGUUUCCAAAGAAACCCAAAGAGCAGCAGGGCAGCCAUGAGGAUGCCGACGGGGUCUGAACUGUGGCCCAUAGCCAUAUUCACGAUCAUCUUCCUGCUUCUGGUGGACCUGAUGCACAGGCGCCAGCGCUGGACUUCUCGCUACCCUCCGGGCCCUGUGCCCUGGCCUGUGCUGGGCAACCUGCUGCAGAUAGACUUCCAGAAUAUGCCAGCGGGCUUUCAAAAGCUGAGAUGUCGCUUUGGGGACCUGUUCAGCUUACAGCUGGCCUUUGAGUCGGUGGUUGUACUGAAUGGGCUGCCAGCCCUGCGAGAGGCACUGGUGAAAUACAGCGAGGACACCGCUGACCGGCCACCGCUGCAUUUCAAUGACCAGUCGGGCUUUGGACCACGCUCUCAAGGUGUGGUCCUCGCGAGGUAUGGACCUGCCUGGCGUCAGCAGCGGCGCUUCUCUGUGUCCACCUUCCGUCACUUUGGCCUGGGCAAGAAGUCACUGGAGCAGUGGGUGACAGAGGAGGCCAGAUGCCUCUGUGCUGCCUUCGCUGACCAUAGUGGAUUCCCUUUCAGCCCUAACACUCUACUGGACAAAGCAGUGUGUAACGUGAUCGCGUCCCUCCUCUUUGCCUGCCGCUUUGAAUACAAUGACCCACGCUUCAUCAGGCUCCUGGACUUGCUGAAGGACACUCUUGAGGAGGAAUCUGGAUUCCUGCCCAUGCUCCUGAAUGUGUUCCCGAUGCUCCUACACAUCCCAGGGCUUCUUGGCAAGGUAUUCUCUGGAAAGAAGGCCUUCGUUGCCAUGCUGGACGAGCUGCUAACUGAACACAAGGUGACCUGGGACCCUGCGCAGCCACCCCGAGAUCUGACUGAUGCCUUCCUGGCUGAGGUGGAGAAGGCCAAGGGGAAUCCUGAGAGCAGCUUCAAUGAUGAGAACCUGCGUGUGGUGGUGGCUGACCUGUUCAUGGCGGGGAUGGUGACCACCUCCACCACACUGACCUGGGCCCUGCUGUUCAUGAUCCUGCGUCCAGAUGUGCAGUGCCGAGUACAACAGGAAAUCGAUGAGGUCAUAGGGCAGGUGCGGCGUCCAGAGAUGGCAGACCAGGCACGAAUGCCGUUCACCAAUGCUGUCAUCCAUGAGGUGCAGCGCUUUGCAGACAUUCUCCCUCUUGGUGUGCCUCACAAGACUUCUCGUGACAUUGAAGUGCAGGGCUUCCUUAUCCCUAAGGGGACGACCCUCAUCAUCAACCUGUCCUCAGUGCUGAAGGAUGAGACUGUCUGGGAGAAGCCCCUCCGCUUCCACCCUGAACACUUCCUGGAUGCCCAGGGCAACUUUGUGAAGCAUGAGGCCUUCAUGCCAUUCUCAGCAGGCCGCAGAGCAUGCCUGGGGGAGCCCCUGGCCCGCAUGGAGCUCUUCCUCUUCUUCACCUGCCUCCUGCAGCGCUUCAGCUUCUCCGUGCCCGCUGGGCAGCCCCGGCCCAGCAACUAUGGCGUCUUUGGUGCUCUGACCACCCCGCGCCCCUACCAGCUCUGUGCUUCACCCCGCUAAGGGGAGGCACAGCAUCUCACUCACUGUGCUUGCUGGGGUCCUAGUGUGCAAUAAAUGGUUUUACUCUGAA